Messenger RNA from Helianthus annuus (common sunflower), 4280 nucleotides. RefSeq names its product stromal processing peptidase, chloroplastic. The record is from RefSeq and is a predicted model, not a curated record. Lineage: Eukaryota; Viridiplantae; Streptophyta; Magnoliopsida; Asterales; Asteraceae. The coding region runs from base 136 to 3933 and encodes 1265 amino acids. The transcript has 24 exons. Gene Ontology annotation, molecular function: metal ion binding.
GGCUGCAACACAAGACAACAAUUUUUGGUGUGUGAGGAUAAUAAAAGUCCCCAAAUUUAUUAUAUCUCUCCGUCUUGAUUUCUUUCUUUCUUUCUUUCUUUCUUUCUUUCUUCACAAUCACAAAUUACACAAACAAUGGAAGCUGCUGCCGCUGCUUCAUCAAUCAUUCAUGUUCCUGUUUCGCCUCCAUUAAACCUUAACUCUAACAAACCCAACAAUUCUCAUCGCUUCUUACCCUGCAACAACACCAUCAAGACUGUUACUUUACGCCGUUUUCAUACACACAGCCGCCGCUCCGCCGUUGCUCCGCCUCGUUACUUCACCUCUAAGAUUGCUGGGAAUAGAUGUGUUUUUCCAUUGGAUAAGCCAGUGAUUCAAAGGCCAUUGCUAGAUCAAUGUACACGCUUCUCUUGCUUUCAUCACGGGCGGAGAAAACGCUUUCCUAUAUGCAAAUCUACCCCAAGUGCCUUCUCUGACAAAUCCGUGUUUCAUCUGUCAAAGCAUGGAGUAGACAAUGUAUUUGGGAAACGGGUUCGAGUUCCAUGUGCAGCUGUGGGUCCCGACGAGCCACAUGCAGCAAGUACAGCCUGGCCAGAGGGUGUUUUGGAGCAGCAAUCUUCUGAUAAUUUUAUGGUUGACUCAGAAAACAGUGAGUGGCAAGAGUUACAAGGGUUUUUAAGUGCUCAACUUCCGUCCCACCCAAAGCUGUUUAGGGGACAACUAGAAAACGGUCUUCGUUACCUCAUCUUGCCCAAUAAAGUUCCACAAAACAGAUUUGAAGCGCACAUGGAGAUCCAUGCGGGGUCGAUUGACGAGGAAGACGAUGAGCAAGGCAUUGCACAUAUGAUUGAGCAUGUUGCGUUUCUUGGAAGUAAGAAGCGUGAAAAGCUUUUAAGAACCGGUGCACGCUCGAAUGCGUAUACGGAUUUUCAUCAUACGGUUUUUCAUAUCCAUUCACCAACUUCCAUGCAGGAUUCUGAUGAGGAUCUGCUUCCAUCUGUUUUGGAUGCUUUAAAUGAGAUAGCUUUUUACCCAAAGUUCCUCACUUCUCGGGUUGAGAAAGAAAGACGUGCCAUAUUAUCAGAGCUGCAAAUGAUGAACACUAUCGAGUACCGUGUUGAUUGCCAGUUAUUACAGCAUUUACAUUCCGAGAAUAAGCUGAGUAAAAGAUUUCCGAUUGGACUCGAAGAACAAAUUAAGAAGUGGGAUGCAGAAAAAAUUAGGAAAUUUCACGAACGAUGGUACUUCCCAGCAAACGCAACUCUGUAUAUCGUGGGAGAUAUCGAUAAUAUUCCAACGAUUGUUCACCACAUUCAAGCUGUUUUUGGACAGAAGCAAGUUGAGAACGAGGCUCCUGUAGCACCUAAAACUAGUGCAUUUGGUGCAAUGGCUAAUUUUCUUGUCCCUAAGUUCACAGGAGGGAUAUCUGCUGACUCAUCACAUGACAGAUCACUUUCGUCGAACCAAUCAAAGCUUGUUAAAAAAGAACGACACGCAAUUCGCCCUCCUGUUGAACAUAAUUGGUCCCUUCCUGGGGAACAUGAAAAUCUGAAGUCUCCCCAGAUAUUUCAGCACGAACUGCUCCAAAACUUUUCGGUCAACAUGUUCUGUAAGAUUCCUGUGAACAAGGUCCAAACGUAUGGUGACUUGCGUAAUGUUCUUAUGAAAAGAAUAUUCCUUUCGGCUUUGCAUUUUCGCAUCAACUCAAGAUAUAAGAGUUCUAGCCCUCCGUUUACGUCAAUCGAGUUGGAUCAUAGUGACUCAGGAAGAGAGGGAUGCACUGUCACUACUCUUACAGUAACUGCUGAACCUAAGAGCUGGCAAAGCGCAAUUAAAGUGGCUACACAAGAGGUUCGCAGGCUUAAGGAAUUUGGCGUUACCCAAGGAGAACUGGCACGUUAUCUUGAUGCGUUAUUAAAAGAUAGCGAACAGUUGGCUGCAAUGUGUGAUAAUAUAUCAUCAGUCGAUAAUUUGGAUUUCGUUAUGGAGAGUGAUGCACUUGGCCAUAUGGUUAUGGAUCAUAAACAAAGUUACGAAAGUUUGAUUAGCGUUGCUGGGACAAUCACUCUUGAAGAAGUGAACUUCGUUGGUGCACAAGUACUGGAGUACAUAUCAGAUUUCGGAAAAGAAUCUGCACCGGUACCUGCAGCUAUCGUUGCUUGUGUUCCAAGAAAAGUACAUGUUGACGGAGUAGGUGAAGUUGAUUUCAAGAUAUCCCCAAGUGAGAUAACUGCUGCAAUUGAAGAAGGUUUGAAGGAACCCAUAGAGCCCGAGGCUGAGUUUGAGGUACCAAAGGACUUAAUAACCUCAACAGAGGUGGAAGAUUUGAAGUUACAACUUCAACCGUCUUUUGUACCUGCGGGUUCAUCGUAUUCGAAUGCUCUUAGAUUUCAUGACAUAGAAACAGGAAUCACCCAGUGUCGUCUCUCAAAUGGGAUUGCUAUUAACUACAAGAUAUCCAAAACCGAAAAAUGUGGUGGGGUGAUGCGGCUUAUAGUUGGCGGUGGACGGGCGGCAGAAACACCAGAAACAAAGGGUGCGGUUGUUUUGGGUGUCAGAACUUUGAGUGAAGGGGGGCGUGUUGGUAAUUUUACAAGGGAACAGGUAGAGCUAUUCUGCGUGAAUCAUUUGAUCAACUGUUCACUAGAGUCGACAGAAGAAUUCCUAUGUAUGGAGUUUCGGUUUACGACACGAGAUAAUGGAAUGCGUGCUGCUUUUCAGCUGCUUCAUAUGGUUCUUGAGCAUAGCGUUUGGCUUGAAGAUGCAUUUGAUAGAGCAAGACAACUAUAUUUAUCAUAUUAUCGCUCUAUUCCAAAAAGCUUGGAGCGGUCAACCGCUCACAAGCUCAUGACAGCUAUGUUGGACCAAGACGAGCGGUUUGUGGAGCCCACACCACAUUCAUUACAAAACUUAACAUUACAGACCGUAAAAGAUGCAGUUAUGAAUCAGUUUGUCAGUGAUAACAUGGAGGUGAGCAUUGUCGGUGAUUUUUCAGAAGAGGACAUCGAGUCUUGUGUAAUGGAUUACCUAGGUACGGUUAGACCAACGAAAGGUGCUGACAAGGCUCUGAGUUACAACCCGAUCCUCUUUAGACCGUCACCUAAUGAUCUGCACUUUCAACAAGUGUUCCUGAAGGACACUGAUGAGAGAGCGUGUGCGUACAUUGCGGGCCCUGCACCUAAUCGCUGGGGAUAUAGAGUUGAUGGAACCGACUUUCUUGAGUCCGUAAGAAACAUGCCCGUCAAUAAAGAUGUACAUUCAGAUACCGGGGGACAAGUUAUGAAGGCAAAGAACGUCAAUUUCGACCUGCAAAGAAGAUCUAGGAAUCACCCACUAUUCUUUGCAAUUGCAGUUGGGUUGUUGGCAGAGAUAAUCAAUUCAAGGCUUUUCACUGAAGUCAGAGACUCGCAAGGAUUAACAUACGAUGUAUCUUUCGAGAUAAACCUAUUUGACAGAUUGAAUCUUGGUUGGUAUGUUAUCUCAGUAACAUCUACACCGAGCAAGGUACAUAGGGCUGUUGAUGCUUGCAAAAGUGUUCUAAGAGGCUUGCAUAGUAAAAAGAUAGCCGAACAUGAACUGGACCGGGCUAAACGAACCCUGUUGAUGAAACAUGAUGCUGAAAGUAAGUCAAAUGCAUACUGGCUCGGGUUGAUAGCCCAUUUGCAGGCUGCUUCUGUCCAUAGGAAGGAUAUCUCAUGCAUUAACGAUUUGACAAUGCUAUACGGAGCCGCCACUAUUGAAGAUGUUUACCUGGCAUAUGAACAGUUGAAAAUUGAUGAGCAAUCAUUGUACUGUUGCAUUGGCGUUGCCGGUGCUCAGGCUGGUGAUGAUGAAGUUUCAGGUUCUUUACAAGAAGAGGAAGAAUAUGGAGGUCUUCCUGGUGUUCUUCCUGUGGGUCGAGGGUCCCACACUAUGACUAUGCCAACGACAUAAUCAUUCUAGAUCACGAUAUUUUAUCUAGUGCCUGGAUGAAGACUGACAACGAGGUACAUAGUGGUGAUGAUUCAAAGGAGUUGAUUUACAGCAGGAUAAAUUAUAAACAGCAUAAGUGCAGGAAAUCACUGGCUCUUGUAAUGCAAUAAAUUUGUGUAUUCAAGCGGAGUCAUAUCGAGCGAGGGAUGUACAUGUUAUAUUAUAAAGAUAUUACCAAUAUUUGUUUUAACUCAUUCGUGUUUUUUUUGUUAGGUAUUUUAAUAAUUGCAUGGUAAUGUAGAUAUUCAUUUGAUACUUUAGUAAGUAUAACCAUAAACCCUUGGGAUAUGAUGCAUUGCUUCAUUGUU